Messenger RNA from Sphaeramia orbicularis (orbiculate cardinalfish), 4877 nucleotides. RefSeq names its product WAS/WASL interacting protein family, member 2a (gene wipf2a). Gene Ontology annotation, molecular function: actin binding. NCBI's taxonomy places the organism in Eukaryota, Metazoa, Chordata, Actinopteri, Kurtiformes, Apogonidae. Gene Ontology annotation, biological process: actin filament-based movement. The coding region runs from base 549 to 1919 and encodes 456 amino acids. The record is from RefSeq and is a predicted model, not a curated record. The transcript is spliced from 8 exons. Gene Ontology annotation, cellular component: actin filament.
AUCGUCGGUCCGUUUCCGGGUUUCUGAGAAGGGACCGAUAAAACGGUGUCAGCGGGGAGUAUGGCUCCGCUUGCAGGUCAAGAGUGCGGUUAAAGUUUUCCGUGGCCACCCGAAACUGUCAAAAAGUGUCUCUUGAACUUAUUCGGCGUUUUGCCCUCCCCGCUGCUUUUCCUUAAGGGGGUGUUGUUGGUGUAGUUCGCAGCGCUGACACUGACAGCUGGAAAGUAAACAGCCCUAUGCUAACGGGUUAGCUAACGGCUAACUAGCUUAGCUGGUUAACCGUCGAGAGCGAGCUAACGUUAGCCGAGAACGGUGGUGUUUUCGGCGGCGUUGAGUUACACCACCAGGUCCUGUCAGCACUCUCCUUAUAUAGUCUUUGUCAAACAUCUCCGGCGAAGAUUUUCCACUCGCCAUUCAUGUUGUUUUGGAACAGGCAUCUUAAAAAUCUCCGCUUCUUCGAGUCAGGGAGUCACUGUUUGUCAUCCCAGCUGAGACUGUGAAUUCAGAGGCCAUUAUUCCACACAGAGAGGUGCCAAAAGAGGGACAGGAUGCCCAUUCCUCCCCCUCCUCCUCCUCCCCCAGGACCCCCACCUCCACCCACCUUCAAUGAGGCGAACACGACCCCUCCAAAGUUGUCCUCCUCAGAGGCUAAAGGUAGAGGAGCGCUACUGUCAGACAUCUGUAAAGGCGCUAAGCUGAAGAAGACCACUGGGGUCAAUGACCGGAGUGCACCCAUUUUAGAGAAAUCCGGAGGUGGAGGUGGAGGCGGUGGGGGAGGAGGUUUUGGCGGAGGAGGACCAAUGGGAAUGGGAGGCCUUUUCCAAGGCGGUGUUCCCAAAUUACGCCCAGUUGGAGAUGGUUCUGCAGGGGGAUCAGUGGGCAGAUCUGCUCUUCGGCCCCCAGGAGCCCGGCCCGCAGCCCCUCGACCCCCUACAGGCCGUUCCACCUCUCCCUCCCCGGCCAACAAACCCUCUCCACCUGAGCACCAGCGUUCCCACCGCCCAUCGCUGCCUGACAUCUCCCGCCCCAGCAGUGGGUCCUCCACAAGCAGUGGGAUGAAGCACAGCACCUCUGCCCCACCCCCUCCUCCACCCUUCAACAGGGGCAGCCGUGGCAAUGCUCCACCUACACCCAAUCAAAAAGCCUCUGCUCCACAAUCUUCAUCCUCUCACAGCAGAGAGAAGCCCCUCCCACCGACCCCCAACCGAGGCCCCACCCCUCCAAGCUCUGUGAAGCCACCAUCAUCUUCCAACAGACCCCCUACUGGCGGUUCCUCUGCUCCACCACCUCCUCCACCUUACAGGCCACACACAUCAGUCUCCAACGGGCCAUCACAUGUAGAUGGGGGUGGGGCUCCAGAGCUGCCACAGAGGCACAACUCCCUGCACAAAAAACCUACGUCUGGAAGUGGUAGCCAGGGACGCAGCCAUGCUCCACCUCCACCUCCAUCACCCUCCCCACCAUCCCAGCAGGCCAGCAGACCUCCACCACCUGCCAGAGAGCCACCAGGACGCAGAACAGCUCCUCAAGUGCCCUCUUCUGGAUCCCGUAAUGGUGGCCGGGAUGCACCUCCUCCCCCACCCCCGUACCGAGGCCAUAGCUCUGCUGCCUCAGAGCCUCAGAGCCGGAUGGGCAAACCACCUCCACCUCCCUCCUCUUCCUCCUCCUCCUCAUUAUCCUCUUCCUCCUCCCGCACCCCAGCUGGACCCCCUCCACCACCUCCGCCCAUCCGGAACGGUCACUCUUCCAUCUCCUCCUCCAAGUCCAUCAUAGAUGAUUUUGAAUCCAAGUUCAACUUCCACCCUAUUGAAGAUCUUCCACCUCCAGAGGAGUACAGGCAUUUCAACAAGGUCUACCCCAGCAAAAACAACAAAGCCAUGAUGAGAGGAGCUCCUCCAGCACCACCGGUGGGCAGGUGAACCAACCUCAGCUCAGGACUUGAACUCUGUCAGUCGACUCGAUGGACAGUCGGGGGGGAAGAAGACUCACACACUAACACUAAACCACCAGCUGGAAGCACAAAGUCAACACUACACUGCUCGGCGCUCACCUUCUGUCUUUGCACGAGAGAACGAAACCACUUGGAGGUGAGGAACCAGCAUGAUUUCCUCUGCAGACUGGACGUAGAAGCUUCAUAUCAGGACCAAACUCUGAAAACUUCCAAAUCUGUGCAUUCCAUCUUUAUUUUUUACCAUAUUCAUAAUGGUGAUGAUGAUUUUCAUAAUUCUGAAUGACAUUUUUUAUUUUAUUGUUUUUGGGGAACAAAAUCAAUGCUAUGAUUGAAAACUGAGUUUUCAGUAGUAAAAUUCCACGGACACCACAGAUGUUUUAAUUUUAGUUUUUGUCUUAAAUAGCCAUUCCUGCAGUGCCAGGUGACGGUGCGCUCAACUCUACUCUCUACAUCGGUGUGCCAAAGGUGUGUGGACUCUAACAAGCUGCACAAAGUCGGGACAGUUUCCAUAGAUGUCUGAUACAUGUUUGACAUUUUUCAAGUCUCUCCUCGGAUAAAGUGCAUGCCAAGUGACGACAGGAGCCUUGCCUGAUUAUUUUUACAGUUGGAAAGAGGCACUGUUUUUUGCCGAAUUUUCCAAUUCUUUGUAUUUGGGUGUUUCACUUUUCCAUCUUAAAAUGUUAGUUUGGAUUAUUUUAAGUGUCGUUGAAUGAGAUACUUUUCAGUGGUCAGUUCAUCACCUGCAGUCGAUGAUGAUCAGCACAUCACCAUUUCAGAAGCAGACAGGAGAGCUAAAACUAAAUGUACUGCUUUAGAUAAAGGCUUCAGUAAAAUGUAUUUUGGACAAAGAGUCUAUCUCACUUUAAGAGUGUGCUUUAUUUAGAAUAUUAAAUAAUAUUAUAUAACCAGAUCUCCAUGACAAAAUCCAUAAUUUUACCUCACGGCACAUGGGAGUCGCUGGUCGACAGCUGCCCUAAUUUUUGUGUCUGGUGCAGAAUGUCAUUCAGAAAUUCUUAAUUCUAGUAUUUAACAGUAACUAUACAUUUAUUUAGCAUUUCUAUACACAAAAAAUUAUUUUAUUGCAUUUAAAAUCUAACCUGUAGUUAAACCAUAAUUGAAAUGGACUGUUAACAUAUCAGUAAGUGAACAUAUAUAAAACCAGUGCGCACCUUGACCAGAUAUAAAGUUCCAGUGCUUCACAUAGUCAGCUGUGCACCAACUUUCCUGCGCUAGAGUAUGAUUAGGCCCCACUACAGCGAUUCUGUAGGCUGUUAGUGCUAAAAUUAUUAGAGAUUACGAAUGUGAAGUGUUGAACUUGGGUAAUAUGUUUUGCUGCCACAGUAGAAUUAAAGCAGUGACUGAAAAUGAGACUGCAAUUUUCUUGGUUUUGCACAGAUGGUUUGCUGAAGCAACUGUACAAAAGACAGCUUUGAAGAUCUUAUAUAUGUUAUUAUAAGAACUGUGAAAUUGUACAAUGGUCAUACAAAAUGAAAAUAUUCAUAUUCAUGGAGUGAAAAUAUUGUAAAAAACAAAACGAACGUUGCACAAAUACGUUUUGUUGCUGCUAUAGAUUGUUUAGUUUUAAUUCUCCUGCUUCUCCAAACAGGUUUUGUGCUGAUUACAGAAGGUGAUAAAUACAUUGACAGUUGAUAAAUACAUCAUAAAACCCCACUUAAAAAAUGCAGACUAUACCUUUAAGGGGAUGUUGCCGGGCAGUUUAACUGCUAAACCGAGACACUGUGCAUGAUUGAUAUAUUUGCACCCUGCGAUCAGGAUUUACAUUCAUGAUGUGACAAAAAUCUGUGUCUGAUCAAAUGUAGUUCACAUAGCCAGCAUCUUUGUAAAAACACUGUGUUUUCCAUGUGGGCUACAGCACAGGCCAACACUUCAUCAUUAACGGCAUGUUUACUGGAUGUAUAGAUCAUUUAGCUGCAGGUUUGUAGAGCAGAAUUUCAGUGGAAUUUAUAAGGGAUCACAUGUGUCCAGGGAAACUUGUUCAACUCUGUUUUGAAAUGAUGGUUUUCCUGUUGCUGCUGCUCAUGGCCCUUUGUAAAAGGACUGUAGGCCUGAGAAAGACGAUAUCUUGUUGAUUAAUUCCUAUGCAAGGAGCAGUUUGUACAGUCUGUAGUUGGUAGCAGCUAACCAAAAACAAGGAACACUUAAGUGCCAGAGAAAAUGGAGGUCCUUUACUUUGUAUUUGUUCUUUUAAACAUUAAGCUUGAUGUUCAAACACUAAUUAUGUGAUACUCAAACUAAGAUGCCAUGCGGGACAAGAAAAUCAAACAGAAAUGUUCGGGUGUUCAUUUUCAGUGACACAGCACCCUCUGCUGAUCAAUGCCUUACACAAAACUGUUGUCUCUCCAAGGUACCAGUGCUUUUAUUUUUAUUUUUAGGGGAAAGAUGACAAAGUAAAUAAGAAACAAUUCUAUUUGAAAAUGCAAUAAAUAUUGUAUAUUUACAUUAAGGAAUAUGGUAAUCAUAGUUAUUGAUCUAUUUUUAUGUUGUAAAAAGCUUGUAAUAUAGGAAAGAGAAAUGAUUAAGAAAUAUAACAAUGUUCCAGUUGGUGAGCUUUGGUCCUUUAGAGUGGACUCUGUAGCACUUCUCUGGAUGUUUGGCCAUAAGGGUGAAUGAGCUGAAUGGAUGCAGGACAGGUUUUACCAACAGCCAACAUUUUGGGAUCCAUUUUGUGAAAAUCCAGUUUGCUGGAAAACAGUGAAGGAGGCAGAUGACGGUGACCAUUAAUAACACAUCAAAUGGACCUGGACAUCCUGUCCUGGAUGGAUGUGCACCCUGUCACUUUGUCUCCUAAUGUUCUCACCUUGUUCACUCAAAGAGAAAAAACCCUGUGGUCAUUUCAUGUUAAUCAAUCAUGUUUUUAUCAUUUGAAUUAAUUUCAAAUAAAUAUAUUCCUGUGGGGAAAAGGGUA